AUGGAGUGCAAGAAAGACAUAUAUAUCUAUGGUGACGGUGAUCUGAUGUGUGAUGGUGCAGGUGUAGGGGAAUCAGGAGGGGGUCCCACAAAGUCAACGGUGUUCAUCAAUGAUGUGUGCUUUGAGGUUGAAUUAGGAGAAUUAUUCAAUGUUAAGGAGGCAUUUGGUGAUGAUGCAGUGCUCAUACACUCAUUUGGUCAGCCUGUUUUGACCAAUGAAUGGGGGGUUACGCUUCAGCCUCUUCAGCAUGGUGCUCUUUAUUACUUGGCUAGGACUUUUACUCCACCACCUGCAGAUGACAGAACUAUUGAAUUGGGUUUGGCUAGUCCACGGCAUGGCCGGGUUAGGCCUUCUACGCAUUGCACGUCCAGCACAUUUCACUUUGGUGCUACUUGUAUGGCUUCAGAAGCAAUACAGUUACUGACUUUUACCUGUGUUUUCAUGCACGCAGAUUUAGAUGAAUUGACAAUGGAAUAG
This is a messenger RNA of Fraxinus pennsylvanica, 477 nucleotides long. The record is from the annotation of a GenBank genome assembly. NCBI's taxonomy places the organism in Eukaryota, Viridiplantae, Streptophyta, Magnoliopsida, Lamiales, Oleaceae.